Molecule: messenger RNA, 326 nt
Organism: Babjeviella inositovora NRRL Y-12698
Lineage: Eukaryota; Fungi; Ascomycota; Pichiomycetes; Serinales
Exons: 1
Coding region: 6-224 (72 amino acids)
Source: RefSeq, a predicted model, not a curated record
CGACAAUGAAGUUAUCUGCUCUCGCUAUUCUCACCGCCACCUUGGCCUCCUCUGUUAUUGCUGCUCCGCUUGCCGCCCCAGCCGCCGUUGCUAUACCAGAAGCUUUACCAGAGGCCGUUGCUAAACCGGGCCUCCUUUUGCUCAGUACUCUCCACAAGAUUAUCCACGGAAAGCCUUGUCCACCAAAACCUUGCCACAAUUGCCAAAAUAACGGUAGACACUAAACGGCUAAUCGGUUACCGACCUGAAAAAGCCACUGGUUGGUGAUGUAACCUUUUAUGGCUGCGCCUUUUCAGCUCUCAACUGUUUUAUCGUACAUCUGGAUU